AUGCCAUCAGUUAGUGAUUUGAAGGAGGGAAGCUCUCGGAAUGCUUUGCUGCUGCCAGACUUACCCAGUGGACCACUGUGUACUUAUCGUAAGAAAGCAUCCUUCAAUUGGAAGGAGAUGGCAUUGUUCAUAGAGGAAGAAGAUCUCAUUCAGUUCAAGAGCCGAGUAUUCACAGCUUUUGAACAUGAUCCACUUUUUGCUCGUCUCCCUGGAGAAGAAUUAUCCCUUGAGAAAUAUCGAGAGCUAACCUUCCUCCGCUGUAAGAGACUUUUUGAAUACAAUUUUCUAAGGCUGGAAGAUAUCUUGGAGAAACCAUUAAAAAUCAUGCUGCUGAUUACCUGUCUGGGGAUGUACGAUUGGUCUCUUGGAGCCAAAUAUUUGCUGAACUCCCAGGUGUUCAAAAGUGCCAUUGAGAGUUCGGGCUCGGAAAGACAUGAAGAAUUUCUUAAACAAAAUGAGAGCAUGGAGAAUUUUGGAUGUUUUGCUCUGACGGAACUCAGCCAUGGCAGCAAUACCAAGAAUAUACGUACUACAGCUAGAUAUGACCCUUCUACGCAGGAAUUUGUCAUCCACUCACCUGAUUUUGAAGCUGCCAAGUUUUGGAUUGGCAACUUGGGAAAGAAUGCCACGCAUGCUGUUGUUUAUGCCCAGUUACAUACCCCAGAUGGCCAGUGCCAUGGACUUCAUUCUUUUGUUGUACAGGUUCGAGAUCCAAAGACCCUGCUUCCCAUGCCUGGGAUGAUGGUGGGUGAUAUAGGUAGGAAACUUGGACAGAACGGCCUAGAUAAUGGGUUUGCCAUGUUCCACAAUGUCAGGAUACCCAAGGAAAACUUGCUGAACCGAACUGGAGAUAUCACAGCUGAGGGGACAUACACAAGUGCAUAUAAGGAUCUCAAGCAGCGUUUGGGAGCUUCCCUUGGUGCUUUGUCUAGCGGAAGAGUUAUGAUUAUAGCCAUGUCCGUGGUUAAUUUAAAGCUCGCCAUAUCAAUAGCAAUUCGUUUCUCAGCUACUCGGCAUCAGUUUGGACCAACAGAUGAGAAAGAGAUACCCGUUCUUGAAUACCAAAUGCAGCAGUGGCGGUUGAUUCCUUAUUUAGCAGCUGUCUACGCCUUAGACUGUUUCUCUAAGUCACUGUUUAUGAACUUCAUUGAAUUCCACAUCGGCCUUCUAAUGAAGGACAAGAGUCCACGACAGGCUGAACUUGGACGUGAGAUACACGCCUUGUCUACUGCGGGCAAGCCGCUGUCCUCCUGGCUCGCACAACAGGGAGCUCAAGAAUGCCGAGAAGCCUGUGGGGGUCAUGGCUAUUUGGCUAUGAACCGUCUAGGUGACAUCCGCAACGACAAUGACCCAAACUGCACAUAUGAAGGAGACAAUAAUGUUCUGCUGCAGCAAACCAGCAACUACUUGCUGAGCUGGAUGAAUGCCAGGCAUCAAGACAGAGGUCCCAUGACAUCACCGCUGGGCUCUUUGGAUUAUUUGGAAGGCUACGACCACAUUCUUCGCCAGAAAUUCACAGUGUCAAAUGUUCAUGACUGCAUGGAUGCUUCAGUACCUCUAACAGCAUACAAGUGGCUGGUUUGUUACUUGCUUCGAGAGAGUUUCCAAAAGCUGAGAGACCAGGAGCAAUCUGGUUGUACUGAGUUUGAGGCCAGGAACAACAGCCAGGUGUACUACUGUCGUUCCUUAGCAAUAGCUUUCAUCGAGCACACCGUUCUGCAAAGAUAUCACGACUGUGUCCACAGUGCGGACACGCCGGCCGCUCUCCAGCCAGUGCUGCAUCGCCUGUGCUCGCUGUACGGACUGUGGUCUUUGAAUAAGCACAUGGCUGUGCUCUACCAAGGUGGCUUCGUUUCAGGUGAGAAGGCGGGUAGACUUGUGCAAGAUGCAAUUCUAGAGCUUUGUUCACAGCUGAAGGAUGACGCUGUUGCCUUGGUGGAUGUUAUUGCUCCUCCUGACUUCAUUCUCAACUCCCCCAUUGGCAGAGCAGAUGGAGAGCUGUAUAAGAACUUGUGGAGCUCCGUCCUCCAGGGCAGCAAAGUGCUGGAGAGACCGUCUUGGUGGGCAGAGUUUUGUGCCAAUAAACCUGCUGUGGGUAGACUGAGGUCAAGAAUGUAAAUGGAAUGGUACACAGGAGUGACCAAGGUAGGGGUUGGGAUGAUUUACGCUAUUAUGAGCUAAAGAAAUCAUGUUUUAAACAUUGCAAAUGAAGGGACUUUUUGUG
Molecule: messenger RNA, 2224 nt
Organism: Euleptes europaea (tarantolino)
Lineage: Eukaryota; Metazoa; Chordata; Lepidosauria; Squamata; Sphaerodactylidae
Gene: ACOX3
Product: acyl-CoA oxidase 3, pristanoyl
Exons: 17
Coding region: 1-2118 (705 amino acids)
Biological process (GO): fatty acid beta-oxidation using acyl-CoA oxidase; lipid homeostasis
Cellular component (GO): peroxisome
Molecular function (GO): fatty acid binding; pristanoyl-CoA oxidase activity; FAD binding
Source: RefSeq, a predicted model, not a curated record